Molecule: messenger RNA, 1893 nt
Organism: Corythoichthys intestinalis (scribbled pipefish)
Lineage: Eukaryota; Metazoa; Chordata; Actinopteri; Syngnathiformes; Syngnathidae
Gene: slc35e3
Product: solute carrier family 35 member E3
Exons: 8
Coding region: 376-1320 (314 amino acids)
Cellular component (GO): Golgi apparatus
Molecular function (GO): antiporter activity; nucleotide-sugar transmembrane transporter activity
Source: RefSeq, a predicted model, not a curated record
UUGAAAGAAAAUAUAUAUAGUACUGUACUACGUAUGUUUUGUCUUGGCAACAGAUUUGAUGAUUAAAUCAGCUUCACACUCCACACCAGUAGGUGACGGUAAUGAAUCUGAACAUGUUUUAUCAAACGAGAGAGUGGAAAAGUCAGGAAAUAGCACACAAAGCAGUCUUUUUAAUGAAAAUUUGGUGUUGUCACUUCAGCGAGCUACGCCGCGUCUAAAGUUCGAAGCAAUAAAGUGAUCCGCGGAGAAGCUGUCGGAGGACCAUGACAGCUCUCAUUCACAAGAUGAAGACCUCAGGACCAUUGACGGCGUCGGACGUCCAAAGCAUUUGAACUGGGAAGGCUCAGGCUCCGGACUGUCACGACUGGCCGCGUCAUGGCUGCCGAGAAGCCGCUCCACAUCCCCGGCAACCGUCGUAUCGCGGCCGGCCUGUUGGCCAACCUGCUGUCGUCCAUCUGCAUCGUGUUCCUCAACAAGUGGAUCUACGUGCGUUACGGCUUCCCCAACAUGACCCUGACCCUGGUCCACUUCGCCGUCACUUGGCUGGGGCUGUACGUGUGCCAGAAGAUGGACGUUUUCUCGCCCAAACGGCUGCCGCUGCGCCGCAUCGCCUGGUUGGCGCUCAGCUUUUGCGGCUUCGUGGCUUUCACAAACCUGUCGCUGCAGAACAACUCCAUCGGCACGUACCAGCUGGCCAAAGCCAUGACCACGCCGGUCAUCAUCCUCAUCCAGACGGCUUUCUACAAGAAGACCUUCUCUACUAAGAUUCAACUAACCCUGGUGCCAAUCACGUUAGGCGUGAUACUGAAUUCGUACUAUGACGUGCGUUUCAAUGUGCCGGGGACGCUUUUCGCUACCUUGGGUGUUCUGGUGACCUCGCUCUACCAAGUGUGGGUCGGUGCGAAACAACACGAGCUCCAAGUCAACUCCAUGCAGCUCCUGUACUACCAGGCUCCUCUGUCAUCAGGCUUCCUGCUCGUCAUUAUCCCGUUCUUCGAGCCGCUCGCGGGUGACGGAGGAAUAUUUGGACCCUGGUCUAUUCCCGCUCUGUUGACUGUUUUUUUUUCCGGCGCGGUGGCGUUCCUGGUCAACCUGUCCAUCUACUGGAUCAUCGGAAACACGUCGGCUGUUACCUACAACAUGUUUGGCCACUUCAAAUUUUGCCUAACACUGGUGGGAGGGUACGUUCUCUUUCAGGACCCGCUGACACUCAACCAGGCUUUGGGGAUUCUUUGCACCCUGGCGGGAAUCUUGUCAUACACGCACAUCAAGCUGGCCGAAAUCGAGGAGGGAAAGAGUCGGCUGGCUCAGAGACCUUAAUUUCACCGAGCUCUCGCUUGCAGGUGGCGAAUCCGAUCAGGGACUUUUUUGUAUUCCAAUCUUUAUUUUAUUAGUAAUAUUUUUUGCAAGUAAAAUCUAGGCGUCUGUGUGUUGUAUCUCCUAUGGUGCUUUGCUCUAGAACAGCGGUCUCAAACCGACUCCACAAAGGGCCGCAGUGGGUCCUGGUUUUUGUUCCAACAGAUCCAGCACAAACAGUUCAACCAAUGAGGUUUCUACUAACAUAAGCAGCACCUGAUUGCAAUCAACUGAUUACACUUGUAAGAAACCAGAUUGGUGAAAAGGUAUUUGUCUCGUUUGGUUGGAAUGAAAUCCAGUACCCCCUGCGGCCCUUUGAGGACCGGUUUGAGACCACUGCUCUAGAAGAAGGAAAUGAAGUUGUUGUCAUGAAGAGCCCACAAUACCGGACUGAUCAAGUUGUAAAAGUGUUGAAAAUGAGUUAUUUUCCGAAACUCAAGAAAUCAGUUGCGAAUGAGUGAUUUGUACAUGAAAUACCUAGUCAAUAUGUCACAUUUGUCCUUGUUAUCAUGUAAUCAUUAAAAUUUCUCAAGGCGG